AUGUCGCCACGGUUCACAUUACAGAAUCCCUAUGUCGUGGCAUCUCUGCCGCGACCGAUUGAUCAUUCAAACGGCCGCUAUGUCGUUGGCGAUGUCUACGGAGGAGCUCCAGGAUCGAAGAAGAGAAAGAGAUCAGAACUGGCGGUGGGAGUCGACGGUGAAGGUGUAAACAUAUACGAUAUAUCAACAUCCAGACUGGUUACCUCGUAUGCGCUUCCUCCGCAAACUUCCUUUACUUGCCCUCCAACCUCGCUCCGGACUCGAAUCUCGAAGAGAGAGGUGGAAAGAAGAACCUAUGUCUCUACGAAAGGGCCUCAAGCAGAAAUUACCUUAUUUCACGACGUUACAGUUGGCCCUGAAGCUCAGUCUUCUACCGUCACUCACAAACUGGAACAUUCAAAAGAGCCGGUUGUGUAUAUGGGAACGGUCACUGCUACACGGGACUCUGCGGCCGCUAUCGAUACAUUGGAUCUGCUCAUUGUAAAGAGGGAUGGAGAAAUCCAAUGCCUUGAUGGAGACAAGUUGCAAGAAAAAUGGACUUCUCCAGCCAGUGCUCUUGGAAGAGAUGCUACGACACCAUUAACAGAUGCGAAAGUUGAGUUCGCACAGUUGACAAAUGCCUAUACAGCGAGCCAGGGUAUAUUGAAAGACCAUCAUGGCGUCUUUUCUCUCUUCCCACAAGAGAUAUCUGAAGAUGGCUUCAACCCAGAUAUUCUAGUCGUCAUCACGAGGUCAGGGGAUCUAACUCCAUCGCGAAAUGUUCAUGUUGUCGCUCUGCCAAGAAAGCCUUCCACAAGUUUGGAUGGAUUGGGGCACUCGGUAGAGUCUCUAUUGACUGCAAGCCUGCCCUCUCCAAGCGAAUUUCAGGAAAAGGCCUCUUUCAGCAUCCACGUUUCUGCCGGGAUUAUCCAACAACUGUCAUCCAAUAUCUUGACCACAUUCAGUAUGAAUGACACCCUCCCCACAGAGCUAUCACAGCUCAAGGUCAAAGGCGCCAAAUCGUUUCUGCGACUCUCAAAUACUUCAAUCAUGGUGUCAACGGGAACUGUCAUCACCGUGUACAGUCCAAAAUUCCAAUCCAUCAUGGCAUCAAUCAAGGUUCCGAGUCCAUGGAAUUCAAAUCUAGGAGCUGGCGAUGAGACUGAAGAAGCGGAGAAAAACAUCUUCAACCUUGUGUCUUAUUUUCCUAGGCUUAACACAGCAGUGGCAAUCGCCGAUAAUGACUUGGUUGCGAUACAAAUCGAGGGAAAAUCACGCGCUGCUGGCCUUCUGAUAGAUUCGCUUGGCUGUUCAGUCCUUGACCAGAUGAGACCAGGGCGUACUGUCAGCGGAUCCACAAAUGUCGGACUGAUCACAAUGGGAUCAUAUCUUCCAGGUUCAAUUGGAAUGCCAGAAAAAUCAUGGAAACAAGAGAAAAAGGCCAUGGAUGCCGCAGCCUCUGCAGGUGAUAUUGCUGAAUUUGAGGCCCAUAUGGCCGAGAGACUUGGGGAGAGUUGGGGUGAUAAAGUCUCCACGAACGAAAAGCCUAAAUUGAACCCAUCUGAAGUCGACCGGCGAUGGGUGAUAUACGCCCUUACCAAGAUCUUUGCCUGGUCAAACGACGAUAAUGGCGAGUACAAACUCACAAUUCCAUUCUACCCUCCCAACGUGUUCAUGUGGCUGUUGAAGACGGGGAACAUGACUGUUGCAAAUAUCGAGCUGGCUAUACGGAAUCAGAUACGUCCAGUUCCCUUGGAAUUCAUACCCGCUGGUCAGCUUGUGGAUGCACUGGUUGAAUUGGACCCCACUAUGGACCUCCUGCGUGUGCUUGUUUCCAGGAAUUUCUUGGGCGCGGCAGAACUGCUCGGUGCAAUUCGGGCUUUGAUGGAAAGUCUAGAAUUGUUCGGAGAGGGCGCGGCUGCGAAGCAGAAACUACUGACGAAUGGGGAAGAGCUACAUCUAGAAGAUGGUGAUGUUGAGGAACACCUCACAGCGCUAGAGGCCGAAGCCGAAGCCGAUUUAGCCAUGGCGGAGUAUCAAUUAGGACCUGGAUCCGGCGUCAGAGGAGAGGCAUUGAGCAUAGCGCUGUCUAAACUUUACACAUGCCCGACAAACACGAUUGUAUACGCGCUUCAGACGACAUUCACCACUCAAGAGGUCGUUUCUUUAAUAUAUCUCCUUAGGUUUGAAUUGGCACGAGGGGGGUGGACCUCGAGGUAUUUGGAUGAUGAACAGUUGGAUAUCAUUGAUAACGAGGCAGGGACACCGGACAACACGAUCCUUGUGAUAUCCAGCCUACUCAAUAAUUGCGUUGAUGCGGUCGGAGCUGGGGGUUGGUUGUCAGGCGAUGCCAGGUUAGUGAACGGCGACUCUUUUGAGGCUGAAGAACUCAUCUCGAGUCUUAAGCUUGAAGUGAGCGCUGCGUUGGAGGGGGUUGAAGAGGCGGUUUACCUGAAGGGGUUGACGUCGGAGAUGAUCAGAUACGGCAAUGCCGUACAUAAAGCCUGGGAGCCUAGGGAGCCGGCAGCAGAUGGACCAGCAUCCAAGAAGCAGAAAACAUCACACAAACCGGUAAUCCUUCCAUCUUCGGACCAGGAUUCCAAGCUCCUGCCUCUCGGGUUGAAGGCCGAUCAGCAAAUUUCACGUCUUCGGGUCGGAGCAGGAGGAGAAGUCCAAGAGCGUAGCGCAAGAGAUAUUGGACGACUGAAGAGUUUAAAGGUUGGGAAGUAUUCUCUGGAAAGAAUUGUCAUAUAG
Amorphotheca resinae ATCC 22711 is the source of this 2733-nucleotide messenger RNA. RefSeq lists its product as hypothetical. The transcript is spliced from 2 exons. The coding region runs from base 1 to 2733 and encodes 910 amino acids. The record is from RefSeq and is a predicted model, not a curated record. NCBI's taxonomy places the organism in Eukaryota, Fungi, Ascomycota, Leotiomycetes, Helotiales, Amorphothecaceae.